This is a messenger RNA of Pelagomonas calceolata, 1400 nucleotides long. NCBI's taxonomy places the organism in Eukaryota, Pelagophyceae, Pelagomonadales, Pelagomonadaceae. The record is from the annotation of a GenBank genome assembly.
GCUGCCCCGAUUAUCACGCUUGAACGCGCAUUGCUGCCAAACGGAUAAGAGCGGCGCGCCAUGGGCUGCAGCACCUCCCGAAUCAGCCCGGACCUCCCGGCGGCCAACAACUGGAAACAAUGGCCGGCGGGCUCUUACCCGACGCGCUUCGUCGAGCUUGCGUCGCCGGAGGACGCGGACGACACGGCGGGCAACGGCUUCCUUUUUGUGGAGUCGUGCGCCUACAAUAAAAUAUUUGACGCCGAUAAUUUCUACGUGCCCGUGCAGCACACCGACAGCUCGUGCCACAUCUACAAGGUGAGCGUAUCGGACGGGUCUAAGAAGGCGGAGCGCGUCCAUCAGGUCGUCAAAAAGUCGGACGGCGAGAAGAUGAUCUCGCCGUUCGGCAGCGCGCUCUCCGACGAGGGCGUGCUGUGGCUGUGCUGCUUCAACGAGAACAUGGUGUGUGGCGUCGAUCUGCGCUCGGGCGAGAUGGUCGUGGAGGCCACCGUACCGGCGCCGAAUGACAUCUGCGUGAGCGACGACGGCAAGUACGUCUACGCUGGCUGCGGGUCGUGGCUGGGCAAGGUCCCUCUCGCGCCGGCGGGCACGAUCUGGCGCGUGACGACGGCGGCGCCAUACACGUGCAAGAAGGUGGUCGGCGGGGCGCAGGGCGCGAUGGCUGGGAUCGCAGAGGUCAAGGGCAAGCUCUUCUGCGCGCACUUGCAGCGGAUGAGCGUGUACGGCGCCAAGCGCAAAAUAUACACGCUGUCGGGGCUGAGGAAGCAGAUCUGGACCGGAUUGUGCAGCCAAGACGCGGAUCCGGAGAAGGUGGAUAAGUUCUACCUCGCCGACAACCUGGCCUGGUGGGACGCGGAGAGGCCCCGCAAGGUGAUCCUGACGCCGGCCUACCGCUCCCUGCCUGCGCCGCUCGGCCAUAUCUUGGACAGGUCGAUCGGGGUGAACGCCGUCGGCUGGUCGGCGGCGCGCGCGGCGACGACGCUAUUGCGCCUGAAGGACGGUGGCAUCGAGGAGGUCGCAAAGGUGAACGACGACGGCCUGAGCCCGGAAGUCGACCUAAAAUUUUCCAAAGGCGACGACUUCCCCCACGUCCAUCUCUGCCUGUACAACACCGAAACGGGCGCCACCGCGAACCAUGUCUUCCUCCUCGACCAGGCGGUGCAAGGGGCCAACUUUGACGGCCACGUGACGCACGCGGAGCACGUCGGCGACGGCAAGGUCGCGUGCGUCAACUUCCUGAAGCGGAAGGUGCUCAUCAUCGACACGAAGGGCCUCAUCACGCUGCCGUGAGUACUGUGUGUGGUGUGCGUAUGUUGCUCGGCGACGCAUACCUCCCGACCAAUAUCUACUCCUUUGUUUUUGGAGACGUUAUCCUCGUGAAGAAGAAGAAAUAAUCACUA